UAUUGCAUUGUAUUAAUGGCUAGUAAUAUUUUGGGGGGAUUUUUUCUCAUACCCAUAAUCCUUAUAUUUCCCUUCUUCACCAAAAUCCUCUUCAAAUUUCUCGGAUUCAUUUUCACUCACCUCGUCUCCAUUCUUCUUUAUCACCCAUCUCUCAAUUUGCCCUUAUUUCUUGGGAAAGCUAUCGACGGGUCAUUCCCUCUCUGGUCCACUAUUCUAUUCGCCCCACUCUUUAAAAUUUUUCGAGCUUUUUCCUCCAUUAGAAGGUCUAGAUGUCGGGAUGCUCCCUACACCGAGAUCAGCCAAGGGUUGUAUGUGGGAGGAUGGCCUGAUUCACUAGAGAAAUUGCCACCGGGUGACCCUGCCAUCGUGGAUUGCACUUGCGAAUUGCCCCGAAACAAGUGGCUCCAUGAGAAUUCCUACUUGUGCAUUCCUACGUGGGACUCACGCGCGCCGAGGAUAGAACAGAUUGAGGUUGCUGUGGCCUGGGCUUGUGAGAAGAGAACUCAUAACACCCCUGUUUUCAUCCACUGUGCUCAUGGUCAUGGCCGGAGUGUUACAGUCAUGUGUGCGGUGUUAGUAGCACUUGAGUUGGCAGAUGAUUGGAAAAUUGCGGAGAAAAUGAUCAAAGAAAAACGACCAUGCAUUUAUCUGAAUGCCCUUCAUAGGGCCGCAUUAAAGGAAUGGACACUCAAGUACGAUGGGAUCCAUUCAAGAUGCACGAGCAACAAGAGUCCUAUCGCGCCAACAUCCUCGUAAUAUAAUGUUAAUUUGAUUCAU
Andrographis paniculata is the source of this 777-nucleotide messenger RNA. RefSeq lists its product as uncharacterized. Gene Ontology annotation, biological process: protein dephosphorylation. Bases 16 to 756 code for a protein of 246 amino acids. NCBI's taxonomy places the organism in Eukaryota, Viridiplantae, Streptophyta, Magnoliopsida, Lamiales, Acanthaceae. Gene Ontology annotation, molecular function: protein tyrosine/serine/threonine phosphatase activity. The transcript has 2 exons. The record is from RefSeq and is a predicted model, not a curated record.